Molecule: messenger RNA, 894 nt
Organism: Saccostrea echinata
Lineage: Eukaryota; Metazoa; Mollusca; Bivalvia; Ostreida; Ostreidae
Product: sarcoplasmic calcium-binding protein-like
Exons: 2
Coding region: 129-665 (178 amino acids)
Source: RefSeq, a predicted model, not a curated record
AGCGUGCUGGAUUUUCCACUGGAAUCAGAGAUAAAAACAAUUCCGUGCCUAGGAUACUGAUAUUGGUAUUUUUACAGUGGACAAGUCGACUGUGUGCUGCAUCAGGCUUCUAUAUCAAUCGAGGAGAAAUGGAUUACCUUAAAUCAAAAUGGGCGAUAUGGUUCAAAUCUCUAGAUGCUAAUCAUGACAAUAAACUCUCCACGGAAGACAUGGAUAUUUCUGCGAAAAAGUUUGAAGAAAUACAGAAAAUGCUUGGCGACAAAGUGAAAGACAAUGGGGGAUUUGACAACACAAAAUGGUGGAAUACUUACAUCUUUCGCAAAGGUCCAGGUGUAACUUUGACUCUCGAAGAAUUCCAGGCCACCUUAGGAGAAUCGUAUCAAAAAGACAAGGCGGCAUUCUAUCAAGAAAUGGUGAGAUGUUUUGACGAUAUCGCUUCAUUCGUUGCUGAAAACAAGGAGCGACCUAUCGAGGAACAGGAGUUCGCCUUUGGAUUUAAAGUUUUUGGUCAAGAGGAUUCGGCACAAGUGGGCAAAGCUUACCAGCUGUUCAAGGCCACCAAGGGUCAACCAAAUGUACAGCACAUAGUGGACGCCUGGGCCCAAUUCAUCGCAGAUGACGACGCGAGCAAACAGGAUAUGGUCAACGAGGCAUUUGGAAACUAAAAGAUUAUUGUAAUCAUAGGGCAGUGAACGAGACUCUGCUUGUAGCCAUGUCAUCAGUGUCUUGUAGUUAUUUAGCCGAGGUUGUUACUAUAGUAUAUACUUUUUAAUUAAUUGUUGUAUUUAAUGUGCCUUUGUCAAUUCCUUUAUAUUAUUGUAAUUUUUAUACUUUGUAUACUAGUAUAUUUGUAACUGUUAUGUAUGAAAAUCAAAAUAAAAUGUUUCAUCAUAA